UCCUUCAAUAGUGACGUGGCUGCUGCCUUUCUCAUAGACGCUGAUGUGGACUGAGAUCAGAACUUAACUUAGGCCUACAGGCUAAUAGAAGCUAUAGUUUGCGGGUGUACUACAUUUUAAGAAAUUGUUCUUAUACAGGUUCUGGAGGUUUUAUUUGAGAUAACUGCAGGUUAUUUUUCAACAUAUCUUAAAAUGGUUUUGUUGGCAGCAGCAAUAUGUACAAAGCCAGGAAAGGCGAUAAUCUCUCGCCAGUUUGUAGAGAUGAGCAGAGCAAGAAUCGAAGGUUUAUUAGCUGCUUUCCCAAAACUCCUCAGUACUGGAAGACAACACACCUUUGUGGAAACUGAAAGUGUACGAUAUGUUUAUCAACCUCUCGAGAAAUUAUACAUGUUGCUGAUUACUACUCGAACUAGUAACAUCCUAGAGGACUUGGAAACACUCCGGCUUUUCUCCAGAGUGAUUCCUGAAUACUGCAAAAAUAUGGAUGAAGAAGAUAUCAUCGACAACUCUUUUAAUUUAAUUUUUGCCUUUGAUGAAAUAGUUGCCUUAGGUUACAGGGAGAAUGUCAACUUGGCCCAAAUCAGAACUUUUGUAGAAAUGGAUUCACACGAAGAGAAAGUCUACCAAGCUGUGCGACAGACUCAAGAACGAGAGGCAAAACAAAAAAUGAAAGAAAAGGCUCGGGAACUACAACGUGCAAGGCAAGAAGCUGCCAAGAAAGGAAGGACACCAGGUUUUGGAUCAGGUGGAUUUGGUAGUGGAAACAUGGGGAUGGCCCCUUCUCCAAUCAUUGGAGAUAGUGCUUCAAGUAUGCCAGAGCCUCUACCUAAACCAAGCUUUUCAGCACCAAGUCGACCAUCUGGCCCAAGUAAAGCCCUAAAGUUAGGCAGUAAAAAUAAAGAUGUGGACCUUUUUGUUGACCAGCUUAAGUCUGAAGGAGAAAAUGUGGCUACUUCAGCAAGUGCCAUGAAACAGCCUGUUUUGUCCAAAACUGUACCUCCUCCGGUUCAUACAGAAAGUGUUCAUCUUCAUAUAGAAGAGAAGUUAACUUUAACAGCAUUAAGAGAUGGUGGAUUACAGAACUUGGAGAUUCAUGGCAUUGUAACACUAAAAAUCAAAGAUGACAAGUAUAGCAGUAUUAAAGUACAGAUGGAUAACCAAGACGACAAAGGAGUACAGUUACAGACUCACCCUAAUAUUGACAAGGAACUGUUCAAGUCACAGCUGAUAAUUGGUUUGAAGAAUCCAUCUAAGCCAUUUCCUUUAAAUACUGAUGUGGGAGUUUUGAAGUGGAGGUUUCAGAGCCAAGAUGAAAGUUUCAUUCCUCUUACAAUUAACUGCUGGCCUUCCGAGAAUGGAACAGGUGGUUGCGAUGUCAAUAUUGAGUAUGAGCUAGAACAAGAAAACAUGGAAUUGAAUGAUGUUUUGAUAUCUAUAACCCUUCCGUCAGGACCCAGUAACCUCAUUGUAAACGAGUGUGAUGGUGAAUAUCACCAUGACAGCCGAAAGAGUAUUUUAGAGUGGAGGGUUCCUCUGAUUGAUGUGGCUAAUAAAACUGGAGCCAUGGAAUUUUCUUGUAAUGGUGGUCCUGAGGAAUUUUUUCCAGUAACUGUAAACUUUUAUUCCAAAACACUCUUCUGCAAUAUUCUGGUCCGUGAUGUUACACUUGUGGAAGGAUCAGAACCUGUAAAGUAUUCUUCAGAUACUAUCUUGAUUGUAGAUAAGUUUGAAGUUGUUUGAACUUCCUUACUGUUUCACUUCAAGGAAAUUCUGCACCUGAAAAGGGAUUAUUUGGUAAAUCCCCAUUAAGAAGCUUUUGAAUGCCUUGUUAACAUUAAGUAAAGUUGUAAUUGUGCAGUAUCCUGCUGCUACUGCCAAAAACCUCAGUGAUAGCUUACAAUUAUUAUUUUGAUUUAUGUGUAAGUAUACUAGUAAACAUAUUGGAUUUUUUUUUUUUCUUGUUAGCUAGUUUCUUUAUUUUCUGUAAGUGGUAAAUUUAUUAAGAUGUAUUAAGCAGAAUGAAAAAUUUUGACAUAUUUUUUAUUAUAUAUAUAUAUGUUUGCUGUUUUCUUGCAUAUUUCGUGUUAAACAAUUCAGAAGCCAUCAAAGAAUCCCUUUUCACAGUUAGUACAAUAUUGAAGUGGUGGUAAUUAAAGUUUAUUAUAUAUAUAUCUGUACACGAAAUGCUAAUAAAACCACUUGUGAGUAGCACAAA
Molecule: messenger RNA, 2215 nt
Organism: Limulus polyphemus (Atlantic horseshoe crab)
Lineage: Eukaryota; Metazoa; Arthropoda; Merostomata; Xiphosura; Limulidae
Gene: deltaCOP
Product: coatomer subunit delta-like
Exons: 12
Coding region: 193-1740 (515 amino acids)
Biological process (GO): Golgi localization; retrograde vesicle-mediated transport, Golgi to endoplasmic reticulum; endoplasmic reticulum to Golgi vesicle-mediated transport
Cellular component (GO): cytosol; COPI vesicle coat
Source: RefSeq, a predicted model, not a curated record